CCCAAAGCCAGGCUGCCCCUCCGCUUGAUUGCUCAGCGUCAAGUCUCGUAGAAUCGCGGGCUCUCUGAGCUGGAAGAAAUUCUCUGAUUCUAACACAGGGAGUCUUGAGAGGGUGGGAGUUAACUCUUCUCUAGUGAAACAGGUUUUGGAGGCUCUUGGGUGGAAAUGGGAGGAGCAGGGCACAAAGCAGACUCUCUGCUGCCAAGUUCCAUCUCAUGGCUGGACCAGAAGUCCUGCAAGGCAAGGCCUGGGUGCUUUACGUCUGGGGAUCCUCUGCAAACUUAGGAGAUUCCAGCUGCCUACCAACAGCUCCAUUGUGUCACCAAUAGGCAUUUCAAACUUCCCAUGUUCAAAACCUGAUUCUGGACUUUCUUCCCCAAACGUGACCCUCCUUGAGACUUCCCCAUUUGGGGGCACAUUUUCUACCUAAUUGCUAUAAUUUUCCCUCAUCCCAUCCAAGUUCUACAGACCUUAUUCCAAAACUUCAUAAAUCUGCCCAUUUCUCUACCUCCACUGCUACCACCCUGGGCCAAAUCAGCAUCCCUCUCGCCUGGAUAUGCCAUAGGGCCCUACGCAGUCUCAUAACCACCAGAGUGACGCUUCUAAAGAUCAGAUCAUGUCACUCCCUUGCCUAAAACCUUCCAGUGCCUUCCCACUGCUCUUGGAACAAAAUCUCAACUCCUUAGUAAUCUGGCCUAUAAGACUCCAGAGCAGCUGGCCCUGCUGAUCUCCCUGAUUUCAACCUGAAUCACUUUCUGCUUCAAUCAUGCUAAGGCUGGUCCCCGCCCGAGGGCAUCUGCAUCAGCUGUCCUCUCUUCCUGGAAUGGCCUUUCCCUAGACCUUUACAUGGCUGGCUCCUUCUUACCGUCAGAUCUCAGCCCAAACGUCAUCUCCCAGCCCUGACCCCGGAUAGAGCAGUCCUCGCCUUUGCCGUGCAUUCUCUAGCUCAUCACUCUUUUUAUUUUCUAAGCAACAAGAUUUAUUUGUCUUAUCCUCCUUUAUUGUCUGUCUCACCCCAUUAGAAUGGGGGCUGACAGUAGGCAAGGAGGUUGAGUUCUGAUCUCUAGCACCUAGAAUAGAACCUAGCACAUAGUGGGCCCCAAUAAAUAUUUUUUGAGCUAAAUAAAUAAAUACUCGUGACUUCCAUUGAGUCAGCCACUUGACUGGGAGGCAAAUUCUGCAAGAUCUCUCUGUCCCUUCCCUCCAGGGUUCGAGACCUGGCUGUACUCGCUUCUCCCAUACGGAGCCCUGCCCUCCUACAGAUGCUCGACUUGAGAGCCUAGAGAUUCAGCUGUGCUCUGAUUCCCUCGAAAACCUAGGAGGGAAUCCACUAAGAAACGGGGAACUUAGGUGAGAGACAAAGAAGAACUUCCUCAUGGUAAGAGCUGUUGGACGCUGAGAACAGGGCUGGUGUAGAAUGGGGAGGGCAGUGAGGAGCGUGGGGACACCUUUCACAACAAAUUGACUGUGUUCUGCCGUGUCUUUAAUCAUUUCAAACCCUUCUGUUCAACUCCUGCCUCACAACCCAAAUUGUGCUUUUCCACCCCAGACACAAAGAGAGCCCAGCCUUCACUCCUGGGACACCCGCCGGGGCUGCCCUCAGAUCCCCAUUCGCCGGCUAUUGUCAGAGCCUUGCUGGACCUCCAGCUGUGGGGAGCAUGAGGCUGGCCACACCCCCUACAGCACCUCCUGUAAGCCUGUGUGCACAGGAGAUGGUACCUCACGCUACCAUGUGUGCUGACAGGCUCAGAACUCGGGAGGAAGAGAAAUCCAUCAAAGGGGCCCCAGGAAUGUGAGGCCCCUGGCCUCUCGGGCUUUUCCUCUGGGGGUUAUCAAGAGACCUCCCCCUCAUGCCUGUGCAUGGUGGGUCCUUGUUUUAGAUCCUGGCCUUGGUCCCCAGGGGACUUGCCACAAUCUGAUGGAGGAGGAGAAAUCUCAGAUCCCCUUCCUCCUGUUGGCCCCCUCCCUCUCACCCAGCCUCCCUCCGCUGGGCUUCCUCCUGCUCUCCCUCUCUCACCUGCCUCUCCACAAUGACCUUCCUCCAAAGCAGGGUUUCUUUAAGAUCUCCACGGCUGGCAGACAACCUAACAAAGAGCCUCAAUAAGGCCACAGGAGGCAGACGGCUCAUCAAGAUGUACCUCUCUGCUCUGCGUCCCGGCUGUCACCUCCGUGCUGCUUUGUCGUCCCAGACAGCAAAACAAAACAGCUGUGCAUGCACACUCACAUGCACACACACAGAGAAAUGGUCCCUGUAGGGGGCCGCGCUCCCAAGGGCUCGGAAACUCCAGCUUUUACUCCCCAGCUCUCAUCUGUACGUUGUCCUUCCUCCUUCUCCACCUUGACACGCAGCCUGGACACCGUGUGUUUAACUGGACGCAGAGCUGCCAGGCUAGGAGGGCCGUCUUUCAUUACAAAGGCCAGGGGACUGGUGGGUCACGGAGCGCCAGUGACGGAAGGGGCCCUGAUCUCCAUCAUUCCACCUCCUCGUCUACAGGACAGCAACCCAAGGCCGGGGCCGUUGAGUUAAUUAACUAGCUGGCAGCUAGUUAAUGAGCAACGGAGUCCAGAAUCUGGGUGCCCUGACGCCUAGGCUUGGGCUCUUUCUGCCCUUCCCGUCCUCACUCAGCUGACAAGCAGGCACUGGGGUGUGGGGAGGCAGGGCCCUCUUCCGGGACAGCUUGCCGUAUAGGAAAGGAGGAGAACCAUACCACCAAGAGCUGCCAUACACGUUCUGUGAUAAGAACCACAAGGGUGGCCCCCAAAAGGGCCAUAGAUCAGAAAAGGAGACGGUCAAGUCCAUGGCCUAGCCAGGGAAACUGCAUAAAGGAGGGGACUUUCUGGUUGAGUUUUAAGCAGGGGGACACUACCCAUGGGUGAGGAGAGUGCUCCGGACUCAGGGAAGGGCCUGCUUUCCUGGAGCUGGGGAAGCAGAAGUGUGUUCAGGGGCAGCUGAGCACUGAGCUUGAAGGGUAGGAUGCAAGUGGCAUCUGUGUAGGGUGAGAGGCAGGGAGUUCCCGGGAGGUAAGAUGCUCUCUCCUCCUGGGACAGCAGACCAAGCCCUCCGCUGCUGUGCCGCUGCUGUGUCGCAGACAGAAAGGAGGGUGUAGGAGCAUCCUGCCAGGGAAGUCCUGAGUCAAGGGGGUUUCUCAGUCCACACCCCGGGUCCUGACGAUGAAUCCCCUGAGGUAAGCAGACGAAAUGGAAGAGGGACACUGGGGUACCCGUGACAUACUGCCAACACGCCACGCCUUCUGUUUGUCAGGCAGGUUUUAAGAGACGCAAGGAAGGGUCAUUUAGGGGUCAGUGCUCCAGGCUGGGGCUCCUCCUCUGCCUCAGUCCUGGCUUCCUUGUCUUCGGAUCAGAUACUUGCCAACUCUUGGAAUAUCAAUUUCUCCAGCUACUUCGUCCUGACUCGUUAGUAAAGAGGCCUCUGAGCUCUUGAAUACCAGUCUCUUCCCUUUGCAUUCCGCCCCGCCCCCCCCCCCAUAUAGAUAAGAGCAAGGAGCUCCAGAAGCCGAGCCUGGUGAGGUGGGGGUUCCUCCAGGGCUCCCCCCAGGGCACUACAGACAACCCGUCAACCAGCUCCAGCAGGUCCCCAGGUGCCCAGCCUGCGCAGCCUGGCAUUUCGCUCCCCUAAAUAGCCCUGGUCUGGGGUCACUGAGCCUCAGUGACCUCUGCGUGACCAUGUGACAGUAGCUGUGUGUGGCCCAGGGCCCCUUUCUGGAGGACCGCCAGGCAGAUGGGCCCCCUCUACACCCUUCCAAUUACCCUCUUGGGAAUAAAUCCCUCUGACAAAGGGCAGGCUCAGUUUUCCCUCCUCCACAGGCAGGACAGGAGAUGCUGCCCCAUGUAUCUCUGAAAGGAGACAGACCCAGCUUCCCAGGGGCCCUCUCUGCCCUCUGGGUCCUGCCCCUCUUUUCCCAAAGGGAAGGGGACACGCGGGAGAGAGACAGAGGAGGGGCCACAGCGGGGCAGGGGGAGCUGGGGGAGCUGGGGAAGGAAGACGGAGGUGCGUGUAACACGGCUUCCCUCCCUGGAGUUGGAGGCGAUUAAGCCACAGGCGCCUUUUUCCACCGGAAUGUGAGCAUUUCAAGGGUGACGCUGCCCUCCAGGCCGGCCGCGAGCGCGCUGGUGUGUGUGCCUGUGUGCGCGCCUCCGCCUGCGUGCGCUACUGUCGCUGUCAUCACAGAUGUACCCCCAGCUGUCGCUCCAUUGCUCCGUCUCUUUGCUCGCGCACACGCGCGCUCUCUCCUCCUUUCCCCUUUAUCCCCUCUCCUAUCUGUCUCCCUCUGUCCCUCCCUCUUUCCUUCUCAGUUUGUUAUUGACCCAGCAGCCCCGUCCCCUGGCAGCGCGGCAGCGGCAGGCAUUCCAUCUCCCCCGUGCUGUGUGCUGCAUGCCAGCUCCCUGCUCCCAGUGGACCGGGGGUCUCAGUGCCCACUGCACUCUGCUUGGCAGUGCUGUCUGGAUUGCUCCAGGAAUCCCAGGAGGGGCUCACUGGACGGUUCAGAGCUACUUGAUUUAAGGAGCUUGCGGUCAGGGCGAAGAAAGGUGCCAUUGCUGGGUGACAGUCACCAGGGAGUGGAUGAGCAGCUGGCUCAGAAGACUGCAACCCCUUCCCUGACCUUCCGUGCGACCUUGGCAAGUUGGUCUUUGUCUCUGUGCCUUGGGUAGCUGCUGACCUGCCUAAAUCUGUCUGCUGCAGCAUGAACCCCUUGAGCUGAUGAGUCUUAUAAACCGGAGGGCCGAAGUCGGAGCCUUGCAACUCACCUCUCAGGAGAAGGUGGAGGGGAAGCAGGGAGCCACCCAGCAGCGAGAGCGGGGCCUGGGCCUCGCACCCCACUGGCCAGCGGACUCUGCGGAGGGCCUGGUCUCUGCCGCCUCGGGGGCCAUGGACUGACAGGUAGCACAUACCAAGGGGCUCCUCUCUCCCGAGAGGUGCAGGCCGUGAGAACCGUGGCAUUCACCAUGCUGGCCCCGGGCAGUGGCCCCGAGCAGAGGACCAGGCUGGCCGUGCAGUGGAGGCACAUCUCCUGGAUCACCUGCUGGGUCACCCUGUAUGCUGUGGAGGCCCUCCCUGCCUGCCCUUUCUCCUGUAAAUGUGACAGCCGCAGCCUGGAGGUAGAUUGUAGUGGGCUAGGCCUCACCAUGGUGCCCCCGGACUUGCCUGCUGCCACCCGAACCCUCUUGCUCUUGAACAACAAGCUGAGUGUCCUGCCAAGCUGGGCGUUCGCUAAUCUAUCCAGCCUGCAGCGGCUGGACCUAUCCAACAACUUCCUGGACCAGCUGCCCAGCUCCAUUUUCGGGGACCUGACAAAUCUGACGGAGCUGCAGCUGCGCAAUAACAGCAUCAGGACCCUGGACAGGGACCUGCUGCAGCACUGCCCCCGGCUCCGCCACCUGGACCUGUCCAUCAACGGCCUGGCCCAGCUGCCCCCUGGCCUCUUCGAUGGGCUCCCGGCGCUGCGCUCCUUAUCACUUCGCUCCAACCGCCUGCAGAACCUGGACCGGCUGACAUUUGAACCCCUAGUGAGCCUGCAGCUGCUGCAGGUUGGGGACAACCCCUGGGAGUGUGACUGUAGCCUGCGUGAUUUCAAGCACUGGAUGGAGUGGUUCUCCUACCGAGGGGGGCGCCUGGACCAGCUUGCCUGCACCCUACCCAAGGAGCUGAGGGGGAAGGACAUGCGGGUCGUCCCCAUGGAGAUGUUCAACUACUGCUCCCAGUUGGAGGAUGAGAAUAGCUCAGCUGGGCUGGAUAUCCCUGGGCCACCCUGCACCAAGGCUAGCCCAGAACCUGCUAAGCCCAAGCCAGGGGCCGAGCCCGAGCCCGAGCCCAGCACAGCCUGCCCCCAGAAGCAGAGGUACCGGCCAGUGAGCGUGCGGCGGGCCAUCGGCACGGUAAUCAUCGCAGGGGUCGUCUGCGGCAUCGUCUGCAUCAUGAUGGUGGUGGCUGCUGCCUAUGGCUGCAUCUACGCCUCUCUCAUGGCCAAGUACCACCGGGAGCUCAAAAAGCGCCAGCCCCUGAUGGGGGACCCAGAGGGAGAGCACGAAGACCAGAAGCAGAUCUCUUCUGUGGCGUGAGAGCCCAGCCCCACCUGGCGCAGGGACGCAGCCCGAGGCCUUGAAGCUGCAGCAUGUGCGGAUGGCAGCCUCCUGAGAACCCAGCCACCUACCACUGGGCAUUUCUUCCAUGCUGCCUGAGGACAUCGUCACUGCCAAGCCCCGUGGGGACAACCACCAGUUUCACUCCUAUAACCUGCAACCCAAGAACCGUUGCUCUGUACCUCUCACCCCUCCAUCUUCAGCAUUUCCGGGCCUGUGACCCCGGGGCGGGGACUGGGUCAUGCUCUGUGGUUGGUGGCAUCUUGGGAAUGCAGGUGGCCCUCACUGAAGCUCACUGCCUGCCAACAUAUCCCCAACAGACCCUGGGAACAGGGAAAGGAUGCCACAUUCUGCUCCGAGCCUUCAGUAAUGGGGGGCCCUUUCCCAAGGUUUUGUCUGCUCAGUCUGGCUUCCCAGGUUUUCUAAUUGCACCUGGACUAGGGGCCAAACCAGACAGGGCCAGAGGUCCUGUCUGCUCUUUCCCUGUAACCUACACCAAAGGGACGGAGAGACCUGCGUGCAGGGCUGCACAAGGCGGCGGCUGAGCAGAGGGCUGAGCAAGCCUUCGGGGUCCCUAGUCUCCUUCUCUAGGGCUGCCCUCCUCGUGAGUCUGAUCUCGGGUGACACGAAGUCUUCCUCCGCUGGACACGGGUUUUCCCGUGGCUUACAGAGGGUCAGGAGGCAUCAGGCUGGUUUCUGGCUCUAAGUCAGGGGGCACAGGGGGCUUAGGAAGAGGCCACCGGAACACUGAGGCCAAGAGUCUGAGGGAAGGACAGAGCAGGACAGGGCAGGCCCAGCUCGCCUCGCAGCCCUCGACCCUUCCACCUCACAGAGGAGCACGUGGCUGAGGGCGUGAGGCGGGAGGGGGCACACAGAGCGUGAGGCGGGAGCGGGGCACAGUCUGCCUCUGUCGGCUUGCCGGCUGAUACCAGACCCAGGGAUUUCUUAAAGGGAAUGGGGACGGGGUGGGUGUUGUCAAUGGUGGUGUCUUCAGCCUGAGACAGAAGAUUUUUAAAGGCAAAAUUAUAUUUCUGGUUUGUUGUUUCAGAAGACCAAUAAAGACUGUAUUUUCCUAUGUA
Molecule: messenger RNA, 7178 nt
Organism: Equus caballus (horse)
Lineage: Eukaryota; Metazoa; Chordata; Mammalia; Perissodactyla; Equidae
Source: RefSeq, a predicted model, not a curated record